Messenger RNA from Armigeres subalbatus, 2373 nucleotides. RefSeq lists its product as uncharacterized. Bases 1 to 2373 code for a protein of 790 amino acids. NCBI's taxonomy places the organism in Eukaryota, Metazoa, Arthropoda, Insecta, Diptera, Culicidae. The record is from RefSeq and is a predicted model, not a curated record. The transcript has 2 exons.
AUGACCAAAGAGUCGUCGCACGAGUUGAGGACAUUGGUUGAUGACUGUGAGAAGCGGGUCAGCUCGUUGGAGUUUCACAAGCUCAAAAUGGAUGGAAUGGCUGAGGUAAUUGUUAUUACAUUACUAACCACGAAGCUAGAUUCUGAAACCAGAAAGUGCUGGGAGUCGACUAUUGAACACGGUAAAAUGCCUACUUAUAAAGAUACGGUCGCCUUUCUACGGAAACGGAGCUAUGCACUUGAGCGCUGUGAGCAGAUGUCGGGGACAUUGAAGAAUAGAACAGGAAACGAGAAACUGAAGAGCACUGUAAUGUCCAGUAAGGUGCAUUCAGUGGUGGUGCAGAAAUCUGACGAAAGUUGUCCAGUUUGUGAACUAAGUCAUACUGUUGAAAGGCAUCACAGUUUGAUGCACCCAGAGGAAAGGAAACUGGUACCGUCAAACCCUUCACAAGCUACAGCCAAUAUGAACGGACGUUCCAAUGAAGGGCCGCUAACUGCGGCAAAGUGCAUGAUCCCGAAUCAGCCAUGUGAAACUACGAAACAUGUUCUUUUGGCGACUGCUGUAGUUGGAGUUGAAGAUGUGACUGGUGUGAUUCAUCAGUGCCGUGCCCUGCUAGAUUCUGGUGCUAUGGCGAAUUUUCUCUCGGAGCGGGUAGCGGAUGUGCUCCGUCUACCAAAGAGCAGCGUAAAUAUUCCAGUCAUCGGUGUGAAUGGAAUGAAGUCGGGAGCAAAGUUCAAAGUCCAGGCUGCAGUGCGAUCCAUGGCAACGGACAUUGGUUUCAAUUUGGAUUACUUGAUAGUGCCUAAGAUAACGGGCGCUCUACCAGCGAAAAGGAUCGAUGUUUCAAGUUGGCCGAUACCGAAAAAUCUUGUGUUGGCUGACCGAUUUUUCAACGAACCAAGCCGUAUCGACAUGCUCAUAGGUGCGGAAGUGUUUUUUGAGUUACUCCAAGCAGGUAAAAUACGAAUGUCUAGUGAUCUUCCUCUGCUUCAUGAAAGUGUUUUGGGUUGGCUUGUGGCCGGUCCUGUCACCGAGGUGGUACCCGUCAACGCGGGUUUGUCAAAUAACAUCCAAUCCAGUCUUGAAUCGGGAGAGAACCUGCAUGAACUGUUGAAACGGUUUUGGAUUAUCGAGGAGCAAGUAUUGGAUGCAGAAUCUUCUUCCUUAAUUGACGAUUGUGAAAAACAUUUUAUGCAGACGCAUACGCGUACAGAGGACGGAAGAUACGUUGUAAUGUUGCCAUUUCGAGACAACGUAUGCGACCUGGGAGAAUCACGAAGGCAAGCUGAGAGACGUUUCUAUUCACUGGAAAAAAGGUUAGCCAAGAAUCCAGAGUUGAAACAAAUGUACGACAAUUUUAUCGACGAAUAUUUGGCGUUGGGGCAUUGCGUGGAAAUUGAUUGCACUGGUUCAGAGGUCGUAGAGUGCGGCUAUUUUCUUCCUCAUCAUUGUGUGGUGAAGCCGGACAGCUCUUCGACAAAACUUAGAGUUGUAUUUGAUGCUUCUGCUAAGAGUGAGUCUGGACUUUCUCUGAAUGAUGUUAUGAAUGUUGGGCCCACAGUGCAGAGCAGUCUCUUCGACAUAACGUUACGGUUUAGAACAUUCAAAUACACGUUUUCAGCAGGUGUGCCAAAAAUGUACCGGUACAACACAGGAAAAAUCCAAAGAAUCCUUUUCCGAAAAAGUGGUUCUGAACCUCUGAAAGAGAUUGAAUUCAAGACGGUGACGUAUGGAACAUCAGCUGCACCUUUUUUGGCUACUCGAUCAUUGAAUCAGCUUGCUGGCGAUGAGAGUGAUGCAUUUCCAAAAGCUAGUGCAGCAGUAAAGAAAUCUUUCUAUAUUGAUGAUAUUCUCACUGGAGCAAAUACGUUGGACGAAGCUGUUUCCCUCCAGAAAGAUUUGAUUGCGUUGCUCCUUAGAGGCGGCUUUGACCUACAUAAAUGGUGUGCCAAUCAUCCAAGGCUAUUAGAAGGUAUUCCAACGGAGGCCCAGGAGAAGCAGAUGCACUUUGAAGAUAGUGCCAUCAACGGUGUGAUCAAAACGCUUGGCUUGAGGAAACCAACGAAGCGGCAAGUGCUCUCGGAGACAGCGAAGAUUUUCGAUCCACUUGGGUUACUCGCGCCAACCGUGGUGAUUCCUAAAUUGCUAAUGCAGCAUCUGUGGAAAGACAAACAAGAAUGGGAUGAGCAAAUUCCGGACGAACUUCAGCAUAUCUGGAAUCGUUUCAGAUCUGAACUUCCACAAAUUGGAACUGAAAAAAUUGAUCGACGUGUAACUACCGAUGACGCUGUCAAAUUGCAAUUACAUGGGUUUGCUGACGCAUCCGGUGUAGCAUAUGGUUGCUGCGUUUACAUGAGGAAUGUGAAGCUGUGA